Molecule: messenger RNA, 3164 nt
Organism: Plodia interpunctella (Indianmeal moth)
Lineage: Eukaryota; Metazoa; Arthropoda; Insecta; Lepidoptera; Pyralidae
Gene: NAT1
Product: NAT1
Exons: 13
Coding region: 320-2482 (720 amino acids)
Cellular component (GO): eukaryotic translation initiation factor 4F complex
Molecular function (GO): translation initiation factor activity; protein binding; mRNA binding
Source: RefSeq, a predicted model, not a curated record
GGGAGUCGGCACCGGCGACAAGACGGACAGCGCGCGCACGCCGGGGCCCGCGCCGCGCGCCUCGGCCCGGACUGCGGUCCCGCCGAGGCGACGCUGGGUCCCUCCGUCCUCGCUGCGCCACCACGAGGUGCCUGACGCCGAUGCUAAGCACGACGUCAUAUUCCGAAAGGUGCGCGGAAUUCUUAACAAACUCACGCCGGAGAAGUUCCAAAAGCUGAGCGAUGACCUGCUCGGCUUGGAGCUCGACUCCGACAAGGUGCUGAAGGGCGUGAUCCUCCUCAUCUUCGAGAAGGCGCUGGACGAGCCCAAGUACUCGUCUAUGUACGCGCAGCUGUGCAAGCGGCUCAGCGAGGAGGCGCCCAACUUCGAGCCCCAAGGGCAGCCCUGCACCUUCAAACUAUUACUACUCAACAAAUGUCGCACAGAGUUCGAGAACCGGGCUCAAGCCUUCGCCGCAUUCGAAGACAAAGCACUGUCGCCAGACGAGGAGGAGAAGCGUCACCUGGCAAAGUGCAAGAUGCUGGGCAACAUUAAGUUCAUCGGGGAGCUGGGCAAGCUGGAGAUUCUGGCGGAGUCCAUCCUGCACCGCUGCAUACAGAACCUGCUGGCGCGGCGCGCGGCCGCCGAGCACCACGAGGACCUGGAGUGCCUGGCGCAGCUGGUGCGCACGUGCGGCCGCGUGCUGGACUCCGAGCGCGGCCGCGGCCUCAUGGACCAGUACUUCGCCCGCAUCGACACGCUGUCCUGCAGCCGCGAGCUGGCGCCGCGCAUCCGCUUCAUGCUGCGCGACGUCGUCGAACUCCGCCGAGGCGGGUGGGUGCCCCGCGUAGCGACGGCGGCGGAGGGCCCGGUGCCGAUCCACCAGCUGCGCGGCGAGUCGCCGCCCGCGCGGCGCGAGCGCGAGCGCGAGCGCGAACGCGAGCGCGAGCGCGAGCCGCUGUUCCGGCGCUCGCGGCCGCUGGAAGACGUGCUGGCGGGGCUGGCGCUGCAGCCGACGGCGCCGCUGGUGCCGCCGCAGGACAAGCUGUUCGGCAACGGCUUCCGGGACGCGUACCGGCAGCGCUCGGCGCCCGGCUACUUCCCCCGGCAGCCGCACCACAACAAGCCGCAGCCGCCGCCCGCGCGCAACACCAGCAAGCGGGUCUACACCGGACAAGCUUUGCAGGACGUGCAGAUGCGUCCGGCGCCGAACUCGCUCAUGUUCUCGGCCAACCAGCUGCUGCGGGGCGCGGCUCCCGCUCCCGCCGCCCCCGUCCUCCCCGCCUUCGCCUCCGCCCCCGCCAUCGUCAAGGACCCCGCUACUAUCACCAUCAAGCCUGCGCAGGAUAAGAAGGACAAGCCCAAGAAAGAUAAGGGGGUGAACAAAGAAGAGGCGUGUCGACUAGUGAUCGCGGCGGUGGACGCGCUGGCGGAGGAGGCGGGCGCGCCGCCGCCGGAGGGCGAGGACGAGGCGGCGCGGGUGAGGGCAGGCGGGCUGCAGACGCUGCAGCUGCCCGACAAGAUCCUGCGCCGCGCGCUGCACGCCGCGCUUGAGCACGCCGCGCAGCCGCUGCCGGAAGGGUCGCCGCUGUCGCUGCGCGCGCGCGCGUGGGCCGCGUGCAGCCUCGUGCGGCUGUGCAAGCGCGCGCCCGUGUCCGACUGUCUGCGUGCGCUGCUGCUGGCCGCCGCGGACGACGACGAGCGGCUGCCGGCGCUGCUAGCUGAGGCGGUGCGCAACAAGCUGGUGUCGCUGGACGAGCUGGGCGGCUGGUGCGAGGGCGGGCAGCACGCGCUGCUGCUGAGCGUGCUGCAGCGGCUGUGCGCGCUGCUGGGGCAGGCGUCCGUGCGCGCGCUCAUCGACGACAGCAAGUUGAACCUGUGCGCGCUGGUGGCGGAGAGCGGCGGGCCGGCGGGCGUGGAGGACGCGCUGGCGGCCGCGCGCACGCUGGCGGCGCUGGAAGCGCGCGGGCUGGGCGCGCUCGUGCCGCAGCUGCGCGUCACGGCGCAGCUCAGCGCGCAGCUCGACGCCGAGCCCGCGCCCGCCGCGCUCUAUCGCUGGAUCAAGGCCAACGUGGAGCCGUCGGUGCGGUCGUGCGGCGCAUUCGUGUCCACGCUGGUGCUGCUGCUGGCCGCGCGGGUGACGGCGGCGGCGGCCAGCGCGGGCGCGGCGCCGGACAAGGCGGCGCUGGAGCGCGAGAAGGCGCUGGUGGAGACCUACGCGCCGCUGCUGACGGCGCUGCUGGCGGCGCGGCAGGACCUGCAGCUGGCCGCCGUCUACGCCGUGCAGGUGCACGCGCACAAACACCGCUAUCCCAAGGGCAUGCUGCUCCGCUGGUUCAUGUACCUGUACAACCUGGAGGUGUGCGAGGAGGACGCGUUCCUGCGCUGGCGCGAGGACGUCACGGACGCCUACCCCGGCAAGGGCGAGGCGCUAUUCCAGGUGAACGCGUGGCUGACGUGGCUGCAGCAGCAGGAGUCGGAGGACGAGGAGGCGGAGGACUGAGCUCCGGGCGCAGCCGCGCAGGCCCGAGGCCGGAAGGACCUCCCAGGCUCUCGGUGACGACUUUACAGUCGCCGCCCUACCGCUUUUAUUUCGCGCUCAUCUCAUUAUAUAAAUAUAAUUAAGCCAAAUAGUUAAAAUACCUACCUUCGUCGCCGUUUAACUCUAGGCCCGUCACGCUCGGGGCUCCAGGGUUAAAUAGGUCAAUUUUUAGGUUAUUACGUAAACGAAUAUUAGUAUCUCGAGAUAAUUUUUUGUAGGCCUUUUACUCGAUUUUGAUACUUUUACAAUUGUAUACAAUGUAUAGUGUUCGUUUGGACGUAUGAUUGCACCCGAUCUGCCCUCUGCCCACGUGAGCGUGUUUUAGUUGAAAUUGUAAAAUAUAUAUAUGAUAUAUAUAUAAAGGAAGAACUUAAAUCAAUUUUUAUUAUUAAUAAUAUCAUGAUCAUUUAUUUUCAAUGCUAAAUGGACUUAGUGAUAAACUGUAAGAAUGCUUCGAUUUCACUAUAAUAUCAAAUUUAGAUUUUUUGUAACUAGAUAAAGAAAACAAAAAAAAAUAUUCCCUCGGGCGUAAGAAUUGUAUGUUGAGUGAGUUGUCAUAAAGUUGUGCAGUAAGGUCACGUUAAGCAACAUUGAUCAAUAUGUAUUCAGAAUGAGAAAUAAAGUUCAGUGUAAUUUAUUAGAA